This is a messenger RNA of Juglans microcarpa x Juglans regia, 5620 nucleotides long. Its product is annotated as E3 ubiquitin-protein ligase KEG-like. Gene Ontology annotation, biological process: protein ubiquitination; abscisic acid-activated signaling pathway; defense response. Gene Ontology annotation, molecular function: ubiquitin-protein transferase activity; ATP binding; protein kinase activity. NCBI's taxonomy places the organism in Eukaryota, Viridiplantae, Streptophyta, Magnoliopsida, Fagales, Juglandaceae. The record is from RefSeq and is a predicted model, not a curated record. Gene Ontology annotation, cellular component: early endosome; trans-Golgi network.
GAGAACUUGAGCACCAGAAGACAGUAAAAUGUGUAACAUGUCUCAGAAAAUCCCUCACAUCAACUCCUAUACUCUCUCUCUCUAAAACCCUUCCUCUCUCUAGAUUUCUCUCUUUGAAAGCUAAAUUGAUCCAAUUUGCACUCAUUUUUCUCCUCAAUUCAUUAAAUGAUUUACCAUUUCCAUCACUCUUCACCUCAAUUUCCUUUUUUUGAGUCCAGAUUUUGAUAAACGGGCUUUUGGAUUUCAUUCUGAUUGGUUCAAAAUUUUCCGGGAAAGUAAAGGAGGAGGGAGAAGAUGAAGGUGCCAUGCUGUUCUGUGUGCCACACGCGGUACAACGAGGAGGAGAGGGUCCCGCUCUUGCUACAAUGCGGGCACGGGUUCUGCAAAGAUUGCCUCUCGCAGAUGUUUUCGGCGUCUCCCGACACGACGCUUCCGUGUCCUCGGUGUCGCCACGUGUCUGUAGUGGGGAACUCCGUUCAGGCGCUACGGAAAAACUACGCUGUCCUCUCGCUCUUGAGCUCGGACUCGAACCCAUCGGCGGGGGUGAAUUUUGACUGUGAUUGCACAGACGAUGAGGAAGAUGGCGGCGGUGGAGAUGGUGAUGAUGUGGACGGUGACGAGGACCGUCGGUGUAGCCGUGGGUCCCUCGCAUCAAGCUCUUCGGGAGGAUGCGGGCCGGUGAUCGAUGUCGGGGUGCACCAGGACCUGAAAUUGGUGCAGCGGAUAGGGGAAAGUAGGCGGGCCAGAGUGGAAAUGUGGACAGCGGUUAUUGGUGGGGGGGCUGGGCGGUGCCGGCACCGCGUGGCUGUUAAGAAGGUGGCGGUGCCAGAGGAGACCGAUAUGGAUUGGGUGUUGGGCCAGCUUGAGAACUUGAGGCGCGCUUCGAUGUGGUGCCGAAAUGUUUGUACGUUUCAUGGAGCAACGAGAAUGGAAGGGAGCUUGUGUCUUUUGAUGGACAGGUGUCGGGGGUCGGUUCAGUCCGAGAUGCAGCGGAACGAGGGAAGGCUUACAUUGGAGCAAAUCCUAAGGUAUGGGGCUGACAUUGCAAGAGGGGUGGCUGAACUCCAUGCGGCAGGUGUGGUUUGUAUGAAUUUAAAACCAUCUAAUCUUCUUUUUGACACAAGUGGUCAUGCAGUGGUUUCUGACUAUGGACUUGCUGGAAUUCUGAAAAAACCUUCCUGUCGGAAGGCUCGAUCAGAGUGUGAUUCCUCAAAAGUUCAUUCUUGUAUGGAGUGUACAAUGCUUAGCCCACAUUACGCAGCUCCAGAGGCAUGGGAGCCAGUAAAGAAGUCAUUAAAUCUCUUCUGGGAUGAUGCAAUAGGUAUAUCUGCAGAGUCUGAUGCCUGGAGUUUUGGUUGUACAUUGGUCGAAAUGUGCACUGGUUCCAUCCCUUGGGCAGGUUUAAGUGCAGAGGAAAUUUAUCGAGCUGUUGUCAAGGCUAAAAAACUUCCUCCACAGUAUGCAAGUGUAGUAGGUGUUGGGAUACCUGGCGAAUUGUGGAAAAUGAUUGGCGAAUGCCUGCAGUUCAAGGCAUCUAAAAGACCAACUUUCAAUGCAAUGUUAGCAACAUUCCUACGUCAUUUGAAGGAGAUACCACGCAGCCCUCCAGAAAGCCCUGAUAAUGACUUCGCUAAAUACUCCGGACCAAAAUUGAUGGAACCACCUCUUGUAUCUGCUCCGGAAGGUUUACAAGAUUUCUCCUGCCAUUUGCAUCGACUUGUGUCUGAAGGGGAUGUGAGUGGUGUUAGAGUUUUGCUUGGAAAGGCUGCAUUGGGAAAAAUUAAAAGCUCAACAUCUUCAUUAUUACAAGCUCAAAAUGCUGAUGGCCAAACUGCUCUCCACCUGGCUUGUAGACGUGGUAGCGCAGAACUUGUUGAGGCUAUUUUAGAGUUCAGAGAGGCAGAUGUAGACAUUUUGGAUAAAGAUGGAGAUCCUCCACUUGUUUUUGCGUUAGCAGCUGGAUCACCAGAAUGUGUCCAAGCUCUCAUUAAAAGAGGUGCCAAUGUGAGAUCUAGAUUGAGGGAAGGCUUUGGUCCGUCUGUUGCUCAUGUCUGUGCCUACCAUGGUCAACCUGACUGCAUGCGUGAGCUGCUACUGGCUGGUGCUGAUCCUAAUGCAGUGGACGAUGAAGGGGAAUCUGUACUGCACAGAGCUAUUUGCAAGAAAUAUACAAACUGCGCUCUGGUCAUAAUGGAAAAUGGAGGCAGUAGAUCAAUGGCUGUUUUGAAUUCAAAAAGUUUGACACCAUUGCAUUUGUGUGUGGCAACAUGGAAUGUGACUGUUGUCAGAAGGUGGGUGGAAGUCGCAACUGCAGAAGAGAUUGCUGAUGCAAUUGAUAUACCAAGCCCAGUUGGCACUGCGCUGUGUAUGGCUGCUGCUGUAAAGAAAGAUCAUGAGACUGAGGGAAGAGAACUGGUGCAGAUAUUGCUUGCUGCUAGAGCAGAUCCAACUGCCCAAGAUGCUCAACAUGGACGGACAGUUUUGCAUACAGCUGCGAUGGCUAAUAAUGCUGAGUUAGUCAAGAUUAUUCUUGAUGCUGGGGUUGAUGUGAACAUCCGGAAUGUGCACAAUACAAUUCCCCUUCACGUAGCUUUGGCCAGAGGGGCAAACACAUGCAUCGGAUUGCUUCUAUCUGCUGGGGCAAACUGUAAUAUGCAGGAUGAUGAAGGUGACAAUGCUUUCCAUAUAGCAGCAGAUGCAGCAAAAAUGAUACGCGAAAAUCUUGUAUGGCUCAUUGUCAUGCUUAGAAAUCCUGAUGCUGCUGUGGAAGUCAGAAACCAUAGUGGCAAGACAUUGCGGGACUUUUUGGAGGCCCUUCCCCGGGAAUGGAUCUCUGAAGAUCUGAUGGAGGCACUCAUGAUUAGGGGAGUUCGUCUGUCCCCUACCAUAUUUGAAGUAGGAGACUGGGUGAAAUAUAGAAGAAGUAUCACAACUCCUACAUAUGGGUGGCAAGAUGCAAAACACAGCAGUGUGGGCUUUGUGCAGAGCGUUCCAGACAAGGACAAUCUCAUUGUGUCCUUUUGUUCUGGAGAGGCUCAUGUUUUGGCCAGUGAAGUUAUUAAAGUCAUUCCAUUAGACAGGGGACAGCAUGUCCAGCUAAAACCUGAUGUCAAAGAGCCCAGGUUCGGUUGGCGUGGGCAGUCUCGUGACAGUAUUGGUACCGUAUUGUGUGUUGAUGAUGAUGGGAUAUUGCGUGUUGGGUUUCCUGGAGCAUCCAGAGGAUGGAAAGCUGAUCCUGCAGAAAUGGAAAGAGUUGAAGAAUUCAAGGUUGGGGACUGGGUUCGUAUUCGCCCCACUCUUACAACAGCAAAGCAUGGUUUAGGAUCUGUAACACCAGGGAGCAUUGGUAUAGUGUAUUGUAUCAGACCAGACAGUAGCUUGUUGUUGGAACUUAGUUAUCUUCCAAAUCCAUGGCAUUGUGAACCAGAGGAGGUUGAGUCUGUUGCCCCUUUCAGGAUUGGUGACCGGGUGUGUGUCAAGCGAUCUGUUGCAGAACCUAGAUAUGCAUGGGGUGGUGAGACACAUCAUAGUGUUGGAAGAAUAAGUGAGAUAGAGAAUGAUGGUCUCUUAAAAAUUGAAAUACCAAAUCGACCAAUACCCUGGCAGGCCGAUCCUUCUGACAUGGAAAAGGUGGAAGACUUUAAGGUUGGGGAUUGGGUUCGAGUGAAAGCUUCAGUAUCCUCUCCAAAAUAUGGGUGGGAGGAUAUCACAAGGAACAGCAUUGGGGUAAUUCAUAGCUUGGAGGAGGAUGGUGAUAUGGGUGUUGCCUUCUGCUUCAGGAGCAAGCCUUUUCGUUGCUCUGUGACGGAUGUGGAGAAGGUACCUCCUUUUGAAGUAGGACAAGAGAUUCAUGUGAUGCCAUCUGUUACUCAGCCACGACUUGGAUGGUCAAAUGAAACUCUUGCUACUGUUGGAAAAAUAAUGAGAAUUGACAUGGAUGGUGCUUUGAAUGUGAGAGUGGCAGGCCGACGAAGCUUGUGGAAAGUUUCUCCUGGAGACGCAGAAAGACUUUCUGGUUUUGAAGUGGGUGAUUGGGUACGUUCAAAACCAAGCCUGGGAACUAGACCAAGUUAUGACUGGAACAGUAUUGGAAAAGAAAGUUUAGCAGUGGUGCAUAGUGUACAAGAGACUGGUUAUCUAGAGUUGGCCUGCUGUUUCCGUAAGGGGAGGUGGAUUACUCAUUACACAGAUGUUGAAAAGGUUCCGUGCUUUAAAGUUGGGCAGUAUGUUCGGUUCCGGCCUGGAAUGGUUGAGCCACGGUGGGGUUGGAGAGGGGCGCAGCCUGCUUCUCGAGGAAUUAUAACUAGUGUUCAUGCUGAUGGGGCAGUACGGGUCGCAUUCUUUGGUUUGUCAGGGUUGUGGAGAGGAGAUCCUGCGGAUCUAGAGAUAGAGCAAAUGUUUGAAGUGGGAGAGUGGGUGAGUUUGAGAGUUAAUGCAAGUAAUUGGAAAUCCAUUGGACCAGGUAGUGUUGGUGUAGUGCAAGGGAUCGGAUAUGAAGGAGACGAAUGGUAUGGAACCACUUAUGUUGGGUUUUGUGGGGAGCAAGAAACGUGGGUGGGGUCUACUUCCCAUCUCGAAAAAGCGGACAGGCUCAUGGUUGGCCAAAAGGUUAGAGUUAAACUAUCUGUCAAGCAGCCCAGAUUUGGGUGGUCAGGCCACAGCCAUGGAAGUGUUGGAACCAUAUCUGCUAUUGACGCUGAUGGAAAACUGAGAAUAUAUACUCCAGCUGGCUCAAAGGCUUGGAUGCUGGAUCCAUCAGAAGUAGAGCUGGUAGAAGAGCAAGAGCUUUGUAUCGGAGACUGGGUUAGGGUUAGGGCAUCAGUUUCAACCCCAACCUACCAAUGAGAGGCGAGUCAUUCAAGCAUUGGGGUGGUGCACCGGAUGGAAGAUGGGGAACUCUGGGUGGCAUUUUGCUUCAUUGAGAGGCUGUGGCUUUGCAAAGCUUCAGAGAUGGAGAGGGUUAGGCCAUUCAAAGUGGGGGACAAGGUGAGGAUUAGAGAAGGGCUGGUGACCCCACGCUGGGGGUGGGGAAUGGAGACCCAUGCAAGUAAGGGACAAGUGGUUGGUGUAGAUGCAAACGGGAAGUUAAGGAUUAAGUUCCGAUGGAGAGAAGGGAGGCCAUGGAUUGGAGAUCCGGCUGAUAUUGUCCUUGAUGAGAGCUCAUUUGGCACAAUGGGCAAUUCAUGAUACCAUCCUACCUAUGUUCCUUUCAGUUGUCUCAUCACCCCUUUUGGAUUUUUGGCCUCAGGUCAUUUAGAGAAGUGGAAGCCAUUACCACGCAACAUAGCUUGGACCUACUUUGAACUCAUAGCUUGGAGUAACAACGGUAUUUACAUAUUGCUAAUAAACAGAAGAACAUAAGGGAUAUGACCAGACAGAAAAGAGGGUGGGGAGUGGGGGGGGAAUUGGGUUGUUUUUCUGUUAAUCACAGGGUAUACAAAGGCGAUGCAGAGGCAACCAAAGAGAAACGGUGCGGUAGGUCAUUUGUAUUUCAUUGAUGAGUUUGUAGUCGACAGGCUUUUGAGGUAUAUAUAUACAUAUAUAAUGGUUAUUUAUGUUGUACAAAUCGAACUCCUUGAUCAUGUGUCUCACUUGGUAUGCGAUAUUACAUUGUCUUUAA